This is a messenger RNA of Panicum virgatum (switchgrass), 744 nucleotides long. Its product is annotated as anthocyanin 5-aromatic acyltransferase-like. The coding region runs from base 1 to 744 and encodes 247 amino acids. The transcript has a single exon. Lineage: Eukaryota; Viridiplantae; Streptophyta; Magnoliopsida; Poales; Poaceae. The record is from RefSeq and is a predicted model, not a curated record.
AUGAAGGCCAGCACGACGGAGCACUACUUCCGGCCGCGACCCGGGCUGGCGUGGCGGAAGUUGUGCCAUAGCGCCUACAGCAUCCGUUCACUCCAGUGGAGCGUGGACAGGCUCGCCGCGUCCGACGCCGGCGGCCGUGCGCCCCCGCCCCAGCCCCAGCGCGUGUCCAGAUUCGUGGCGAUCUCGGCGCUGUACUGGACGGCGUUCGUCCGCUCCAAGGGCGGGCUCGCGCCGGAAGACAGCGCGUGCUACUACUACCUCGCCUUCCCGGCGGACCUGCGCGGACGCCUGAGCCACCCUCCCGUCGGCGGCGGCCGCUAUUACAUCGGGGCCUGCGUCAAGAAGUGCCUGGCGAGCGCCAGCGCGCGGGAGCUCGCCGGCGCCUCCGGGCUCCUGCACGCGUCUCGGGCGAUCCAGGCGGCGCUGCGGGAGGAGGUCGCGGCGGCGCCGCUGGCGGGGACGGAGGUGCUGUGGGCGGAGCGGGUGAGGCACGUGCCGCCCGGCCGGCUCGCCGCGGUGGCGGGGUACCCGCUGGUACCGCUGUACGAGACGCUGGACUUUGGGUUCGGGAGGCCCGAGCUGGUGGAUCACAUGCCGCUGGACUGCGACGGCAGGAUGAUGCUGAGCGGUGGCAGGCGGGACGGCGAGGUGCAGGUCUCCGUGUCGCUGGACAAGACGCGUAUGGGCGCGUUCGUGGAGCACGUCCUCGCCGCCGCCGCGGGAGGUAGGCAGGCAAGAUUCUAA